AUGAAGGGCGGGGAAGGGGUGGGCCGGCUCCCUCGAGCCCUGGAGAAGGCUGUGUAUGGGGGUGGUGGCUCUGCCGAGAUGCUGAGGGAGGUGGUGGUCACACCAGGGACUCCAGGAGGUGACUGCCUGGUUUACAUUCAGCGGCUGAUCCUGCUGCUGCCACUGCUGCUGUUGCUGCUGCUGCUUCUGCUGCUGGGCCCUCUGCCUGUUCCUGGCAUGGAGGACCCUGACUUCCCCCACCCAGGAGAGAGUUCACAGCCCCCACCCCGGCCCUGUCCCUGGCGCUGCUCUUGUCCCCAGCCUGACGUGGUGGACUGCGCGGGGCUGGACCUGCGUAUAUUUCCUGACAAUAUCACCAGGAAGAACAAUCGGCUCCAGGAGCUCCCCUACAAUGAGCUGUCCCGCCUCAGCGGCCUGCUUACCCUCAACCUGCACAACAACCUCAUCUCUUCAGAGGGCCUGCCCGACGAGGCCUUCGAGUCCCUCGAGCAGCUGCAGCACCUCUACGUGGCCCACAACCAGCUCUCCGUGGCCCCGCAGUUCCUGCCCCACUCGCUCCGCGUGGCUGAUCUGGCUGCCAACCAGGUGACGGAGAUCUUCCCGCUUACCUUUGGGGAGAAGCCGGCCCUCAGGUCCGUGUACCUCCACAACAACCAGCUGGGCAACGCCGGCCUCCCACCUGACGCCUUCCGAGGCUCCGAGGCCAUCACCACCCUCAGUCUGUCCAGCAAUCGGCUCAGCUACCUGCCGCCCAGUCUGCCCAUCUCACUGGAGCGGCUGCACCUGCAGAACAACCUCAUUUCCAAGGUGCCCCGAGGGGCCCUGAGCCGCCAGACCCAGCUCCGAGAGCUGUACCUCCAGCACAACCAGCUGACAGACAGUGGCCUGGAUGCCACCACCUUCAGCAAGCUACGGAGCCUGGAGUACUUGGAUUUGUCACACAACCAGCUGGCUACAGUGCCUGCUGGCCUGCCCAAGACCCUGACCAUCCUGCACCUGGGCCGCAACCGCAUCCGGCGGGUGGAGGCAGCCCGGUUGCGUGGCGCCAGGGGUCUGCGGUACCUGCUGCUGCAGCACAAUGAGCUGGGGGCCACAGGGCUACUGGCCAAGGCACUACGCCCGCUGCGGGCUCUGCACACGCUACACCUCUAUGGAAACCGGCUGCAACGUGUGCCCCCUGGACUGCCACGCCGCCUGUGGGCCCUGCUGAUGCCCCACAACCAUGUGGCUGCGCUCGGUGCUCGUGACUUGGCCUCCAUGCUGGGCCUGGCUGAGCUCAACCUGGCCUACAACCGGCUGACCAGCACCCACCUGCACCACCAGGCCUUCCACCACCUUCACACUCUGCGCUGCCUCGACUUGGCUGGCAACCAGCUGACUCGGGUGCCUGAGGGCUUGCCCGGAGGCCUGCGUGUCCUGCGCCUACAGCGCAACCAGCUGCGUACCCUGGAGCCCGAGUCACUGGCUGGGCUGGGCCAGCUGCAGGAGCUCAGCCUGGCACAUAAUCGGUUGCGCAUCGGCGACAUCGGGCCCGGCACGUGGCACGAGCUGCAGGCCCUUCAGGUGCUAGACCUGAGCCACAAUGAGCUGUCCUUCGUGCCUCCUGACCUGCCCGAGGCCCUGGAGGAGCUGCACCUGCAGGGCAACCGCAUCAGCCACGUGGGCCCAGACGCCUUCCUCAGCACUCCCCACCUGCGUGCCCUCAGCCUCAGGGCCAACCGACUGCACAUGACCAGCAUUGCUGCCGAGGCCUUCCUAGGCCUCCCGCGCCUGCGCGUGGUGGACACUGCUGACAACCCUGAGCAGGUCCUGGUCCACCUGCCACCCACCGCCCCGCGUCAACCCCGGGCAGGAGAUUUCUGAACCAGCAGACAGGCCCCAAGCCCUGGGGUUCAACAGAGCAUGGAUUGAGGGGACAGUGCCCAGCUGGGGCUCUGGGGCCACCACCACCAGGGUGGGGCAGAUAGAGCUGGAGACAAUAAAGUCCACCCCU
This is a messenger RNA of Octodon degus (degu), 1993 nucleotides long. RefSeq names its product podocan like 1 (gene Podnl1). The coding region runs from base 1 to 1863 and encodes 620 amino acids. The record is from RefSeq and is a predicted model, not a curated record. Gene Ontology annotation, molecular function: protein binding. The transcript has 11 exons. Lineage: Eukaryota; Metazoa; Chordata; Mammalia; Rodentia; Octodontidae.